CGAAUUCGUGGAUCAAUUUUUCCGGGUCUUAUAUACCACCAGCACCAGCGUCCUAAAAUUUCAGUCGUAGUUUGUUCCGGCAGUUGAUCACGAGUAUCUUGUGGUUUCUUUUUGUUCUCUCAUUCCAGCAGAGAUUUGCAGCCUUUUUCGUAGUGUGUGUGUAUUCUGUGGAGCCACAGCCGCGAAAGCCACAGGUGUGACGUGUCAACGUGAACCAGAAUAAUUUUUAACUGUGUGAUUGUAACCAGAUAAUAUCAACGCAUAAACAUGAGUUAUGGAUACCAGGGACCGCCAGUGGGGCCAUUUCCAGGAAAACAAAAACCACCAACGUCUUUUGGGGCUCCCCCUGGUACACCCUCCGCCCCAGGUGCUUUGCCUUACCCAAAUAAUAGUAACAUAGGCUUUGGUAAUCCACCGACUUCUUUCGGUAUGCCACAGCCCUAUGCUGGUUUUGGAGGGGCUCCCUAUCCUCUGCAGCCUCAAGGAUCAUCUCCUUAUCCUAAUGUUCCUGGGUUAAAUCCAUGUCCCUAUCCAAAUCCAAAUGCUUGUUCAAAUCCGUCUCUGUAUCCAAAUCCUGGUGGACCAAAUGCAUCUCCUUAUCCAAAUCCUGCUGCUGGCCCUAACUCAUCUUUUUAUCCCAAUCCUGCUGCUUCGAAUCCAUCAAUGUAUCCAAACGUCAGUGAUGCAAAUCCAUCCCCGUAUACUCAACAGAAUUCUCCAUAUCCUGGACAAAAUUCUUCUUAUCCAUCGAGUACUCAUCAACCAGUUCCAUAUGGUUCACAACCAACUUCAUGUCCUGCCCAAACCUCCCCUUAUCCUACCCAAAAUCCGACGAGCACUUCACCCUAUCCCCCUCGGGCCUAUCCUCCGCAAAAUCAUCCUUUGCCAUUUCCCAGUAGCCAACAACCGUACCCAGGAGCACAGUCCUCUGCAACAAAUCCAUAUUAUUCGGGCAACCCUCAGGCUCCUCCCAAUCCUACUUCAAGACCCCAGUCUUCGCCAUAUCCUGGCAGCUCUCAAUAUUCUUCUCAUCCUGCAAACGGAAAUUUUCCAUCCGCUAAUAGCUUUUGUAGCCCUGGUGGUGUGUAUCCCGGGGGGCAGGGAGCAGGAGGGAGACCCUUUGCUUCGAGCACUGGAUCACAUUAUGCGCAGCCUCACAAAAAUUCCCCAGCCCCCCGGAGUGCACAGCUUAAGUCAAAGCUCUCUCCUACUGUUGUGCCCUAUCCGAAUUUCGACCCACGGGUUGACGCCGAAGUAUUGCGCAAAGCAAUGAAAGGAUUUGGCACUGAUGACAAAGCUCUCAUCGAAGUUCUUGCCAAUCGUACAAAUUUACAACGACAAGAAAUUGCUACUCAAUUUAAAACCCUUUAUGGCAAAGAUCUUGUAAAGGACUUAAAAUCGGAAACGAGCGGCAAUUUUGAAAAUUUGCUGGUUGCAAUGAUGACUCCUUUGCCUCAAUAUUACGCAAAAGAGCUGCACGACGCAAUGAGCCGAAUUGGUACUGAUGAAAACGUUCUCAUUGAAGUACUAUGCACUCUAUCUAAUCACGAAAUUCGUGUAAUCAAACAAGCUUACCAGGCCAUGUACGGAAGAUCCUUGGAGGAUGAUUUGAUGGACGAUACAUCCGGAAAUUUCAAGCGACUAAUGGUGUCGUUGUGUUGUGCCAAUCGUGAUGAAUCGUUCGAAGUUGAUCCAGAUGCGGUCGCAACGGACGUCAGAAAUCUUUUACAAGCUGGUGAAUUACGAUUCGGAACCGACGAGUCGGUAUUUAACGCAGUUCUUGUUCAGCGAAACAUACCACAAUUACAACACAUUUUCCAGAAAUAUGAGCUCGAAACUGGCCAUAGUUUCGAAACAGCGAUUGAGAAUGAAUUCUCUGGCGACAUAAAGAAAGGACUUUUGGCUAUUGUCAAAUGCGUGAAAGACCGACCAGCAUUCUUCGCCGAACAAUUGUACAAGAGCAUGAAAGGUCUCGGUACUGAUGAUGCACGAUUGAUAAGAUUGAUAGUGACUCGAUCCGAAGUCGAUCUCGGGGAAAUAAAAAGAUCUUUUGCCCAAAACCAGGGUGAAAGUUUGGAGAGCUGCAUUAGCGGUGAUUGUUCGGGCAGUUAUAAAAAAUGUCUUUUGGCACUUGCUGCCUAAGUUCUGAAUAUUGGAUCGAAUCAAAAUAUUCAUACAUGUAUGUAGGUUCGAUCGAACGCAUUUACAAAGGUGUCUUCAAAUUUACUUCGCUCGGAAUCGGACUAAAGUUUUCGGAAUCUCGUUGUGCCAAACUGGCAACUUCAUUUACUACGUGACACUAAUUCUCAUUCGGUAAAUUUCACAAAUAAAAACAUGACGAACACGAUGGUUAAGUGGAAAGUUCCUGCUACGCGAUAUCUAUGAACAAGUGACCGCUUUUGAAGCCAUACGAAGUUCACUUUUAGUAAUAAGAUUCAGGUGACGUUACGUUAUUUACUCAUAUAGAUAUAUUUAUACAUAUAUACAUCUAUUUUUGAAGAAGAAUCUCUAUUGUUGAUGCAAAUGUCGAAAAUAGAUUCGAAGUAGCUUUGAUAUAUACACUAUUUUAUGCAGGCAGAAAAUGCUAUUUCGAGAGCGAAGACGUUCCUUUAGCUUGAACAAUCGAAAUAUAUAUGUAUUUACGCGCCUAAGGAAAGAUUAUUCGAAAUAAUCGAUCUUACAUGCAGACUUGAAACUUUCGUCGUAACAAUAACAAAUGUUAAUGUUUCUGGGAUAUUUGUAAACAUGUUUCUCGGAAAUUAUUCGUAAACAAAUUAUAUGUCCAAAAAAUAGUAUGCGAUAUACACAAAGUCAAUAAAAUUGUCCAAUACAACCAUUGACAUCGAA
Molecule: messenger RNA, 2847 nt
Organism: Venturia canescens
Lineage: Eukaryota; Metazoa; Arthropoda; Insecta; Hymenoptera; Ichneumonidae
Product: annexin B9-like
Exons: 9
Coding region: 268-2142 (624 amino acids)
Cellular component (GO): cytoplasm
Molecular function (GO): calcium-dependent phospholipid binding; calcium ion binding
Source: RefSeq, a predicted model, not a curated record